Pisolithus orientalis is the source of this 1070-nucleotide messenger RNA. RefSeq lists its product as uncharacterized. Lineage: Eukaryota; Fungi; Basidiomycota; Agaricomycetes; Boletales; Pisolithaceae. The transcript is spliced from 2 exons. The record is from RefSeq and is a predicted model, not a curated record. Bases 338 to 1039 code for a protein of 233 amino acids.
CAUACCACGCGACAUAGUAUUCUUGCGCUUGUUGCCCUUCCAAAGGUGCUAUUCGGACAUAUGAGAGAGUCUCCAACGUCGGGUGAAUUGUACAGAAGAGUAAGAGUGAAGUCUUGGAUCAUUUCAUACACACCGGAGGUAACCGUCGUGCGGGAUAUGGAUAUGCUGGGUGAUUUUUGAGUGAGAUAUUAACGAUUUCAUUCUUGAUUGCUCGUGCAUCUGGACCCUUAUUUUUUUCGUCCAAGCAGAUAAACAUCGACAGACAGGCGAGUGCAACUGAUGAUUGCUUCCAUUACAUAUUUCCACAUGCUAUCAUUUAGGAUGUCAUUUCUACUGAAUGUCUGGAACGCUGCCCAGGCCCGAGGUACAAUCUUCCUAUCAACGACGCAGACGAGGUACAAUACUGCUAAGUUUAAAAGGCCUCUGGACAACAGGUGUAACUUGCCAACUUCCCCUACAUCCGAACAUGGCAGAUGAACAGAAGGAACUCGCAACCAACGUAGCCGACCAUGGUCUUACUGGCCAGCUUCCCUCAUCAAACGAAACCACGGAGGGACUCGGAGUCACGCAAGACUGCUCUUGCUACAUCACGCUCCACAAUGGGACCGACCACGAGCUUGUGCUCGUCUACGCUCAAGAGAAACACGGUGAAUGGAAGACCCGCCCUGCGGAAACCGUGAGCCAGAAGAGCAAUAUCAAGUUUUGGCUCAAAGACUUAUUCCGUUCGUUCUCCAACUGGCAUCUCCAUGCUGAGCUGCUCACGUUUGUUAUUCCAGUUGGUCCUGGAGCAGAGGGUAUGGUGAAGUACCGAAUCGGAAGUACCGAGCACAAGGUGCAGAUGAACUUCAGCUGUCCUAUGUCUUCUCCCAACUCGGCGUCCUGGAGUCAAGGAGAACAUGAGAUUCCAGGCAUCUGGCUGCCCUGUCCGGAAUACAAUAAAUCAGAUGCGUUGCAUGGUAAGGGUGAUCCUAUUUCGAGUUCUUGUGAAAUGAUACUUAUUCACUGUGUAGCCGUGUUUGAAGUACAACCUGGGAAUUAAGGCGUCGGGGCGGGGAGACGUACUAGACCCC